Messenger RNA from Pomacea canaliculata, 1853 nucleotides. RefSeq names its product pendrin-like. Gene Ontology annotation, cellular component: membrane. Gene Ontology annotation, biological process: transmembrane transport. Gene Ontology annotation, molecular function: oxalate transmembrane transporter activity; chloride transmembrane transporter activity; bicarbonate transmembrane transporter activity. Lineage: Eukaryota; Metazoa; Mollusca; Gastropoda; Architaenioglossa; Ampullariidae. Bases 145 to 1767 code for a protein of 540 amino acids. The transcript is spliced from 3 exons. The record is from RefSeq and is a predicted model, not a curated record.
GGAGAACACUACGGUCUCCUCGUCGUCAGCGACUGUCUUCGCGUCAUCGUCGGACGUUUUUCAGAUGUUCACCAACUCGAGCGAAUUUUCUUCGCUGCUCGAGAACGUGACUGAGACAGAUCGCCCUGGGCAGCUGGAGUCAGCAUGGAGGAGAAGCUGGGCGUGGCGUGUUCAGUGACCCUGGUGGGCGGGCUGGCGCUGGCAGUGCUGGCUAAGCUGGGGCUGGGCAAGGUGGCCACGUUCUUCUCCAACUCCCUCAUCACCGGCUUCACCGUGGGAGCGUCCAUCCACGUGUGCACCAGCCAGGUCCGGACUCUCCUGGGUCUGCGGGUGCCUCGUUACAACGGCUCCUUCAAAGUCAUCCGCACGUGGGUCGCCGUGUUGUCCAACAUCCACCGAACCAACCCCGCAACACUCAUCGUCUCCGUCAUCAGCAUCCUCGCCGUCUACCUCGUCAAAAAGUUCGUCAACGAGCGCUACAAGGCGAGGCUGAAAGUGCCCAUUCCUAUCGAUCUGCUGCUGGUGGUGGGUGCCACAGUAGUCUCGUAUUUCGCCGGCCUGCACGUGAACUACGGAGUAAGCGUGGUCAAGGACGUUCCCACGGGGGUGCCGAUACCACGCAUACCGGAAGUGACGCACGGACUGGAGUUCGUUACCGACGCCGUGGCGAUUAUGGUGGUGUGCUACGCCCAAAGUGUGGCCAUGGCGAAGAUCUUGGCACUGAAAAAUAACUAUAAGGUGGAUGCAGACCAGGAGAUGUUCGCUUGCGGGGUCGUCAACAUUGUGUCUUCCGUGUUUUCUGGGUUCGUGGCCGCCGGCUCCAUGUCCCGCAGCCUGGUACAGGAGGGAGCUGGGGGACGCACUCAAGUCGCCUCCCUCGUCGCCGCAGCGCUGGUGUUCGUGGUCAUCAUGGUCCUCGGCCCUUACCUGUAUCACCUGCCAGGUUGCGUCCUUUCGGCCAUUAUCGUGGUCAGCUUGCGAGCCAUGAUCUUAAAGAUCCUCACUGUCCGAAGCCUUUGGAGAAAAUCGCCUGUGGACGCGGUUGUAUGGUGUGUCACCUGCGUCGCCGUGGUGGUCCUUGAUGUGGACAUUGGGCUCCUGGUUGGGGUCGUUGUCUCCGUGGUUUUGGUCCUCGUCCGCUCUCAGGUGCACAUUGUUGACGUAGUCGAAGAAAUCCGGGUGGGCGUCUCAAGGGUGUGGCGGCCGAAGGGGCAGUACCGCACGCAACAAGACAUGGCAGGAACGAGGGUCGCCAAGAUCAAUGGCCCACUGUUCUUCGCAAACGCGGAGAUGGUGAUUAACUCCAUCUUCGAGAAAACUGGAGUGAACCCCAUCAAUAUGAAGCAAGAAGGCGAACUGGUAGUCGAAGAGAUAGUCGACCAAAAUGGCGGAACCGAGCUCAGCGUCGUGUUCUCGUCACAAUCACGUGAAGACGUAGAGUCGAGGUCAGAGGACACACCCGCUGACGUGGACAAAGUGCAAGAAGUUCAGGCUGACAGGCCUACGCCGGACGAACUUUCCCUUAAGAAAAGCAUGCUGCCCGUCAGAAAACUCAUUCUAGACAUGUCCGGAGUGACUUUCGUAGACGAGAUGGGUGUAGAAGCAUUGAACCUUCUUAUUGCUGAAUACGACUCUGUGGGAAUCGAUGUGUACAUCGCUGCCGUGCCGACAAGAUGCCUGGGGCAGUUGAAAUCAGCCGGGUUUGUGUCGAAGCAUCGAGAUAUUAUCUUCGUCACCACUGAAGCCGUGUUUGAACACCUCUCAUAAAUGCAGCCCACUGCCGCGUUCAGUUUGAAGUGUCCAGAGGUUGUACCUAUGAAGCGAGGGUGAGUCGUGCAAUAAAAAACAAACAA